Musa acuminata subsp. malaccensis (wild Malaysian banana) is the source of this 906-nucleotide messenger RNA. RefSeq names its product glutathione S-transferase F10. Gene Ontology annotation, cellular component: cytoplasm. The record is from RefSeq and is a predicted model, not a curated record. Gene Ontology annotation, biological process: glutathione metabolic process. Gene Ontology annotation, molecular function: glutathione transferase activity; glutathione binding. NCBI's taxonomy places the organism in Eukaryota, Viridiplantae, Streptophyta, Magnoliopsida, Zingiberales, Musaceae.
UCUCCCCCUCCAUGCACUGAGAACCAGAGUGCAGGAGCAUCCUUGCGCACUUACCAUGGCUAGCGUGAAGGUUUUCGGCUCCCCGACGUCGGCAGAGGUGGCGAGGGUGCUCACCUGCCUCUUCGAGAAGGAGAUCGAGUUCCAGCUCAUUCGCGUCGACACCUACAAGGGCCAGAAGAGGCUCCCCGAGUACCUCAAGCUACAGCCCUUUGGACAAGCUCUAACUUUUGAAGAUGGAAAGACGACCCUCGUCGAUUCCAGAGCCAUAUGCCGACACUUGGCGGAGAAGUAUGUGGAACAAGGUAACAAAGACCUUCUCGGCUCCGGGACGCUCGAGAGGGCAUCGAUCGAGCAAUGGCUGCAGACGGAGGCUCAGAACUUCGACCAGCCCAGCUCCGCGCUCGUCUUCAACCUGGCGUUUCCGCCGCUCCCGGGCCUGGUGCCGGACGAGGAGGUGAUCGAGAGAAGCAAGAAGAGGCUGGCCCAGGUGCUCGACAUCUACGAGCAGCGGCUGGACGAGACCAAGUACCUGGCCGGAGACAAGUUCACGCUCGCCGACCUCUCGCACCUUCCCAACACCGAGCGCCUGGUGUCGAACAAAGAGUGCCGUUCGCUCUUCGAGGCCAGGAAGAACGUGUUCAAGUGGUGCAAAGCGAUUUUGGGCCGGGCCUCGUGGAAGAGGGUGGUGGAGAUGCAGAAGGAGCCGCCACACAUCGUCUAAUAAGCAUUGGUUUUGUCCCAAGUGUGAUAGCUCUUCUUCAGGGAGGGGUGGAUUGCUCGUUUUCUGUGUGUCGUUUGCUUUCCCAGCUGCUCUUUAUUUACCGUCUUUGCUCAGUGCUCCCCGUUGGAGUAUGUGCUGCCAAGUACGAAUAAGGAUUAAGCGUCACUUAUGUGACCUUAACAGUA